GUUUGCUUGGUAGCCUCAUACGAUACGGUGAGGAGUGAGAAGUGAGAAGUGAGGUGGAAGACAAGUAACGGUGCUACAAAUAUUAACCGUGGACGGCCACAAGAAGCUCCGUCUAGGGUUUUAUUCUUCUCCUUUCCAGACAUGGCUAAACCUUCUUCCGGAACCGUCAACCCUCACAGCCGCACCGGCGUUCGUAUCGUCGUCGCCGGAGACCAAGCCACCGGAAAAUCCAGCCUCAUCAUAACCGCCGCCGCCGAUAACUUUCCCGUCAAUGUGCCGCCGGUCUUGCCUCCCACCAGGUUGCCCGAAGAUAUGUAUCCGGAUCUUGUGCCUAUCACCAUCAUCGACACCUCUUCCCGUCCUGAGGAUAGUGAUAAAGUUGCUGAAGAAUUGCAGCGGGCUGACACAGUGGUCCUUACUUAUGCAUGUGAUCGCCCUGAGACACUUGAAAAUCUAAGCAUAUUUUGGCUUCCACACCUUCGCAAAUUAGAGGUGAAAGUUCCAGUCAUAGUAGUUGGCUGUAAGCUUGAUUUGAGAGAUGAAAAUCAGCAAGUGAGCCUAGAACAGGUGAUGUCACCAAUAAUGCAACAGUUCCGGGAGAUUGAAACUUGCAUUGAGUGUUCAGCAUCUAGGCAUAUUCAGGUCCCUGAGGUUUUCUACUAUGCGCAAAAGGCUGUUCUUCAUCCAACAGCUCCAUUAUUUGAUCAAGAGUCACAAACUCUGAAGCCUCGAUGUGUGCGAGCUUUGAAGCGAAUUUUUAUCCUCUGUGACCAUGACAGAGAUGGUGCCCUUAGUGAUGCUGAGCUGAAUGAUUUUCAGGUUAAAUGUUUCAAUGCCCCGUUGCAACCAUCCGAAAUUGUGGGUGUAAAGAAGGUUGUACAAGAAAAAUUGUCUGAAGGGGUGAAUGAACGUGGACUUACUUUGACUGGAUUCCUUUUUCUUCAUGCCCUUUUCAUAGAAAAAGGGCGUCUUGAGACAACAUGGACUGUGCUCAGGAAGUUUGGAUAUAAUGAUGAUAUCAAGCUUGCUGAUGAUCUAAUUCCACCUAUAAAACGUGCUCCUGAUCAGAGUGUGGAGCUGACAAAUGAAGCACUUGAUUUUUUGAAGGCAAUUUUUGAUGCAUUUGAUGGUGAUGGGGAUGGGAUGUUGCGACCUCGUGAACUUGAAGAAUUGUUUUCUACUGCACCAGAAAGUCCUUGGACUGGAAUUCCAUAUGAAGAUGCUGCAGAAAAAAAUGCAUUUGGGGGACUAUCACUAGAUGCAUUUUUAUCAGAGUGGGCACUUAUGACACUUUUAAACCCGACUUUUAGUGUGGAGAAUCUGAUUUACAUUGGUUACCCUGGUGAUCCAUCAUCUGCCAUCCGUGUGACUAGGAGGCGACGUUUGGAUCGGAAGGAGCAACAUUCAGACAGAAAUGUUUUGCAGUGCUUUGUUUUUGGGCCUAGGAAGACCGGAAAAUCUGCAUUGUUGAAUUCUUUUAUUGGAAGGCCAUAUUCUGAAAGUUACAAUCCAACCACUGAGGAUCGUUAUGCUGUAAAUGUUGUUGAUAUACCUAUGGAAAACAAAAAAUACCUUGUACUGAGAGAAAUUCCUGAAGAUGGAGUUAGGAAGCUGCUGUCAAAUAAGGAGUCUUUGGCCUCAUGUGACAUUGCAGUUUUUGUUCAUGAUAGGUCUGAUGAAUCCUCAUGGAGAACAUCAUCUGAACUCCUGGUUGAAAUUGCUAGUCAUGGAGAAGAUACUGGCUUUGAGGUGCCCUGCCUUAUAGUUGCAGCUAAAGAUGAUCUGGAUUCAUUUCCAAUGGCUAUAGAGGAGUCAAUUAGGGUUAGCCAAGAUAUGGGAGUAGAGGCUCCUAUACCAAUCAGUGUGAAGUUAGGAGAUUUCAAUAAUCUGACCCGUCGGAUUGUAACUGCUGCUGAGCAUCCUCAUUUAAGCAUUCCAGAAACUGAAGCUGGAAGAAGCCGCAAGCAGUACCACAGGCUUAUAAAUCGAUCUCUCAUGGCUGUUUCAGUUGGAGCUGCAGUGGUCGUAGUUGGGCUGGCAGCUUAUAGGGUAUAUGCUGCGAGGAAGAAUGCGUCUGGUUAAAAGACAAGGUUUUGUGAAUGGAACAAGGUUCAUUAACUUGAUAUCGAUGCAGCCUGCUCCUGGCUAGAUAUGUUAAAGUUCAAUAUUCAGUUGGCUUGUUUAUGCCAUCUGUUGUAGAGUUUGCUAUUAUUUUUAUAAAAUCACAAUCCUUACUUUUUCUUUGUCAAUGUUGAAUUGGGUUAGCAUUUUUUUUUUCUUCCAAAUUACGGUAUGUUUCUUCUUUUGCUUGUUUUAGGGUCUUCGUGAUAUACAAUAAUGAGAUAUACUGUCAGGUCCAGUUAAUUACUGGUAACUUCGAAAGAAUGAAAGCAUCCUCUCUGAAUCGGAGAUUGCAAUUGA
This is a messenger RNA of Cajanus cajan (pigeon pea), 2421 nucleotides long. It is a transcript of the gene MIRO1, whose product is annotated as MIRO-related GTP-ase 1. Gene Ontology annotation, molecular function: GTP binding; calcium ion binding; GTPase activity. NCBI's taxonomy places the organism in Eukaryota, Viridiplantae, Streptophyta, Magnoliopsida, Fabales, Fabaceae. Gene Ontology annotation, cellular component: mitochondrial outer membrane. Gene Ontology annotation, biological process: mitochondrion organization. The record is from RefSeq and is a predicted model, not a curated record.